AUCAAAACAGCGUCGAAGAUCUACGUGUUAUAAACCGUGGUUACAAAUCGAUAAUAACAUUAUUUGAAGGUCAAAAAAGUAACAUGAAGAGCACAUCUAACAUGACAGUAAGAAAGUCACAAGUCACACCACUUUAUUCUGUGGUGGUGACACUCAACGUAACGAUCUGUCUUAUCUGUCACAUGAGAAAGCAUUGGGAAAUCACGAUGUGCCCUACGAUAAAAAUUGGAAAGAGUAUGAGAAAAUGGUGUUACUAACCUGCGCUGCUGUAGGUGUGAUGUUGUUUCUCUGUUAUCAGGUCUUCCUUAAGCUUUAUUUCAACCUAGAAGCGCAAGUAUUCGAAGAGCUUCUGAUGGAAGUGUAUGCCUUGGACACAGAUCCGGUCUUCUCACAGAGAGGGGACGGUGACCUAAGACCAAUCGAACCUGAGAUCCCGAUGAUGAAAAUCUACGAUUCAACAACGAAAAAAAAAUCAAGGGUCUCACAUACUAUGCCUCAAAGAACAAGAAGUUGCCUAGAGAUGACAAUAACCAAAAAGAUUGCUCUGAAGAAACGUUACAACGAGGUUUAUUGAGUAUCCUACGGUUGGAUUUUUAAUAAAAUGCACACCAAAUCAUUUGAUUUACUUUUUAAAUUAGAAUAAAUGCCUCUGAGAUGAAAGGAUGCGAAGAGGAUGGCGGCGACAUUUUUCAUUUGCACGUACAUGUAACGGAACCAGGCGUUAGAGUUUUCCUUCUCUUCUCUUCCCCCCAAUGAUCGUAAUGCUACACACAUUAGAUGUGAAAUACACAUCUCUUAAUUGCCAUAAAAAGUAAAUCGGUCUGACAUCAAGAGUUAAAUCAUGAAAAAUUAAUAAGAAGGGGUGCUCAAACACCUGUGAACUGGAUAACUGCUUUCCAACUGAGGAAAUAACAGGACAGCAAAGUGGGUCAUACUUAUGAAGAUAUAAAAACCAGUCUCCGCCCUUUCCUUUUGUAAUUUUCGAGUUACGAGCCAAGCGUAGCUCUCACUUUCACGCCCUUCGAAUCUGAGCAUAAACAGCCAUUAAAGUUUUUUUUGCUUCGUUUACGUGUAAUCG
Molecule: messenger RNA, 1078 nt
Organism: Acanthoscelides obtectus
Lineage: Eukaryota; Metazoa; Arthropoda; Insecta; Coleoptera; Chrysomelidae
Source: the annotation of a GenBank genome assembly